Molecule: messenger RNA, 7407 nt
Organism: Astyanax mexicanus (Mexican tetra)
Lineage: Eukaryota; Metazoa; Chordata; Actinopteri; Characiformes; Acestrorhamphidae
Gene: atp2b1a
Product: ATPase plasma membrane Ca2+ transporting 1a
Exons: 22
Coding region: 402-4187 (1261 amino acids)
Biological process (GO): regulation of cytosolic calcium ion concentration; calcium ion transmembrane transport
Cellular component (GO): membrane; intracellular membrane-bounded organelle
Molecular function (GO): ATP binding; PDZ domain binding; P-type calcium transporter activity
Source: RefSeq, a predicted model, not a curated record
GAGUGUGUGUGUGUGGGGAGUGUGUGUAGCGAGAGAGAAAGAGAGAAAGAAAGAGUGAGUCCUGGGAGAGUGAGGGAGUGAGGGAGACCUCCGAGACGCCUGCCGUUUGCUGCUGCUGCUGUGUGGCUGGCUGUGUGCGCGCUCCCAGAUCUGUAUGGCCAGUGUUCAGUGGAUCUGUGAGACUCCAGUCAGCAUGAACGAAUAAGCUUCUGCUGCAAGCUGAGGGAAAUGGCUCUUGAAUUGUCCCAGUCCUGCCACCUACAGUCGGUCCUCCUCUUCCUCCUCCUCUGAAGGACGUCAGCUGUUUAUGGGAACUACUGGCUUUGCUCUCCUGAGGAUUUAGCUCUCCUUUUGGGACGCCGUUUUUCCAUCGUCGCAGAAGUGCUGUGCAACUGGGCGACAUGGCUAACAACUCCUACAGUGGGGUGAAGAACUCCGUGGCAGAGCCCAAUCAUGAAGGAGAAUUCGGCUGCUCGCUCAAGGAGCUGCGUGGUCUCAUGGAACUGAGAGGGACUGAGGGAAUACGCAAAAUCCAGGAAACGUACGCGGAUGUAAAUGGACUCUGCAGCAGGUUAAAAACAUCGCCUGUGGAUGGUUUAAGCGGACAACCUGCAGACCUUGAAAAAAGGACAAUAGUGUUCGGACAGAAUUUUAUACCACCGAAAAAGCCAAAAACAUUUCUUCAAUUAGUAUGGGAAGCAUUACAAGACGUAACGUUGAUAAUUCUAGAAGUAGCAGCCAUAGUUUCAUUAGGCCUUUCUUUUUAUAGACCCCCGGAAGCAGACAGUACAAACUGCGGGGAGGGAACAGGAGGAGUAGAAGAUGAGGGCGAGUCGGAAGCAGGAUGGAUAGAGGGAGCAGCCAUCCUCCUGUCAGUUAUCUGUGUGGUGCUAGUGACCGCAUUUAACGACUGGAGCAAGGAGAAGCAGUUCCGUGGCUUACAAAGCCGCAUUGAACAAGAACAGAAGUUUACAGUGGUCCGCGGCGGACAGGUCAUUCAGAUCCCCGUGGCGGAGAUUGUGGUUGGUGAUAUUGCACAAAUCAAGUAUGGUGACCUCUUACCUGCUGAUGGUGUUCUCAUACAAGGGAAUGAUCUCAAAAUCGAUGAGAGCUCUCUCACAGGCGAGUCGGAUCACGUGAAGAAAACACUGGAGAAAGAUCCUAUGCUGUUGUCAGGUACCCAUGUCAUGGAGGGCUCUGGAAAAAUGCUGGUCACUGCUAUUGGAGUCAACUCCCAAACUGGAAUCAUCUUCACCCUGCUAGGGGCGGGAGGGGAGGAUGACGAGGAUGAGGAGAAGGAGGAAAAGAAGAAAGAAAAAGAGCGGAAGAAGGAGAAGAAAAACAAAAAGCAAGAUGGCUCAGUGGAGAACAGAAAGAAAGCUAAAGCUCAAGAUGGAGCUGCGAUGGAAAUGCAGCCGCUGAAUAGCGAUGAAGGAGCAGAUGCAGAGGAGAAGCGAAAAGCCAACUUGCCAAAGAAGGAAAAAUCCGUUCUUCAGGGAAAGCUGACCAAACUAGCUGUCCAAAUCGGCAAAGCAGGUCUGGUGAUGUCUGCCAUCACCGUCAUUAUUCUGAUAGUCCUGUUUAUAGUGAACACCUUCUGGGUGCAAGGCCUUGCCUGGGAGAAGAGCUGCACGCCCAUCUACAUCCAGUUUUUCGUGAAGUUCUUCAUCAUCGGUGUGACCGUUUUGGUGGUGGCUGUACCCGAGGGUCUGCCUCUUGCUGUUACCAUCUCUCUGGCUUACUCUGUCAAAAAAAUGAUGAAAGACAACAACUUGGUGAGGCAUUUAGAUGCCUGUGAAACCAUGGGCAAUGCCACUGCCAUCUGUUCAGAUAAGACAGGAACUCUGACCAUGAACAGGAUGACUGUGGUUCAAGCUUACAUCGCAGACAAGCACUACAGGAGGGUCCCCGAGCCCGAGGUCAUCCCCGGCAGUAUUAUGGACCUGCUUGUUCUUGGGAUUAGCGUGAACUGUGCGUACACCACCAAGAUCAUGUCUCCUGAGAAAGAAGGAGGGCUGCCUCGUCAGGUGGGAAAUAAAACAGAAUGUGCCUUGCUUGGCUUUGUGUUGGAUCUGAAAAAGGACUAUCAACCAAUCCGAAACGAGAUCCCUGAGGAGAAGUUAUACAAGGUUUACACCUUUAAUUCUGUCAGGAAAUCCAUGAGCACCGUGCUGAAAAACCCUGAUGGAAGCUUCCGCAUGUUCAGCAAAGGAGCCUCGGAGAUUCUACUCAAAAAGUGUUAUAAGAUACUGACAGCAACUGGUGAGGCCAAGGUGUUCCGACCCAGGGACCGGGACGACAUGGUAAAGAAGGUUAUUGAGCCGAUGGCUUCUGAAGGUCUGAGAACGAUAUGCUUGGCCUAUAGGGACUUCCCUGCUUCAGACGGUGAACCAGACUGGGAAAAUGAAAGUGACAUUCUCACUAGCCUCACCUGUUUGUGUGUGGUGGGCAUCGAGGACCCAGUCAGGCCAGAGGUCCCUGACGCCAUUAGAAAGUGCCAGCGUGCCGGGAUCACGGUACGCAUGGUCACCGGGGACAACAUCAACACCGCUCGCGCCAUAGCAACCAAAUGCGGCAUCCUGCAGCCUGGAGAUGAUUUUCUCUGCCUGGAGGGAAAGGAAUUCAAUCGGCGGAUACGCAACGAGAAGGGAGAGAUCGAACAGGAGCGCAUCGACAAAAUCUGGCCCAAACUACGAGUCCUAGCAAGAUCCUCACCCACAGACAAGCACACAUUAGUUAAAGGGAUCAUUGACAGCACUGUAAUAGAACAGAGGCAGGUAGUAGCAGUAACAGGAGACGGUACCAAUGAUGGCCCUGCCUUAAAAAAGGCAGACGUUGGAUUUGCCAUGGGCAUUGCUGGCACUGACGUGGCUAAAGAGGCGUCUGACAUCAUUCUCACCGAUGAUAAUUUCUCCAGCAUCGUUAAAGCAGUCAUGUGGGGACGCAAUGUUUACGACAGCAUCUCCAAGUUUCUUCAGUUCCAGCUCACUGUCAACAUAGUGGCUGUGAUCGUGGCCUUUACUGGAGCCUGCAUCACACAGGACUCACCUCUGAAAGCAGUGCAGAUGUUGUGGGUAAAUCUGAUUAUGGAUACCUUUGCCUCGCUGGCUCUGGCCACAGAACCGCCCACAGAGUCUCUGCUGCUGAGAAAACCAUACGGACGCAACAAGCCCCUCAUCUCCCGAACCAUGAUGAAGAACAUCCUGGGCCACGGAGUCUACCAGCUCACCAUCAUCUUCACUCUGCUGUUCGCAGGUGAGAGGAUGUUUGAUAUAGACAGUGGUCGUAAUGCCCCACUGCACGCUCCCCCCUCUGAACACUACACCAUCGUCUUCAACACCUUCGUCAUGAUGCAGCUCUUUAAUGAAAUUAACGCCCGUAAGAUCCACGGCGAGAGGAACGUAUUCGAUGGCAUCUUCAACAACAUGAUCUUCUGUUCCAUCGUCUUUGGAACUUUUGUUAUACAAAUUGUCAUCGUGCAGUUUGGAGGAAAGCCUUUCAGCUGUGUUGGCCUUUCAAUUGAACAGUGGUUGUGGUGCGUCUUCCUGGGCUUCGGCUGUCUCCUCUGGGGUCAGGUCAUCUCCUCCAUUCCCACCAGUCGCCUGAAGUUCCUAAAGACGGCGGGUCACGGUACGCAGAAGGAGGAGAUCCCGGACGAAGAGCUGGAGGAUAUGGAGGACCUGGACGAGAUCGAUCAUGCUGAGCGUGAGCUGCGCAGAGGGCAGAUCCUCUGGUUCCGAGGUCUCAACCGGAUACAGACUCAGAUGGAUGUAGUGAGUGCGUUCCAGAGCGGCACUUCCUUUCAGGGGGCCCUCAGGCGUCACCCCUCCAGCGCCAGCCAACAGCACGAUAUCCGAGUGGUGAAUGCAUUCCGCAGCUCCCUGUCCCCAUAUGAGGGGCUGGAGAAGCCCGAGUCUCGCUCCUCCAUCCACAAUUUCAUGACCCACCCAGAGUUCCGGAUAGAGGACUCGGAGCCACACAUCCCCCUGAUCGACGACACGGACGCGGAGGACGACGCCCCGACGAAGAGAAACGCCACGCCCACUCCUCCUCCUCCUCCCUCGCCCAAUCAGAACAAUAACGCCGUGGACAGCGGCGUCCACCUCUUCUUAGACAACAACAGCAGCAAACCGGCCACGCCCUCGGCCCCGGCCAGCCCCAUGCACAGCCUGGAGACGUCCCUCUGAUUCGGCUCCGCCCUUCCACACUCUGCACCACGCCCACCUCUUGUUUCACGGAGACGUGUGCUCGGCGGACUCAUGCUUGUGAGGGGGCGGAGCCGAGCGUAAUCCUGGGAGCUCAGCUUGUGCUUGACUGAAACAUAAAAAGAGCGAGCAAGCAUUCAUCAGAAUGUAGGGUGGGUUGGUGGGUUGGUUGGUUGGUUGGUUGUGAUAUGCUUCUGGUUUUCUAUGUUUUUUUUUUUUUUUUUUUUUUUCCCCUCUUUAUUAUUAUUAUCAAUAUUAUUAAUAACAUUUGAUUUGAUUGGAUUUGAUGAAGGUCCCCUUCGAAGGUGGGGGAGGGGCUGUGCUCUGUAUCUCCCUCCACCACUCCUCCUCUUCCUCAUGUUCUUCUUCUUCUUCUUCUUUUUAUUCUACUUCUUAUACAAAAAUCUUUACAAGACAACACUCUUUACACACUCUUUAUUUUUAUUUUUUGUUUUUUGAUUUUUUUUCCCUCCCCUUUUGAAAGUGACCUGUAUUUUUAUUUUUAUUAUGUUAUUUAAUUAUUGAUAUUCUGAUAGCGGGGAGACUCUCGGCCGCUCCUCGUCUCUUACAGAUCGUCUGUGGCUGUAAGAAAUCGAAGAACUUUUUUUUUUUUUUUUUUUUUUUUCUUCAUUUUUUGCUUUUUUCUGAAUUCUGAAUGGUGGUGUACAUUUCUUUACAUUUCUUUACAUUUCUUUCUUCGGCCCUUGUUCAUUCAAAUAAUUUCUACUCCAUUUGGCUGUUAAUAUUUUGAAUUAUUUAUGUUUUUUGGAUGAAGCAGGUCUGUUUACAAGUUUGUAGAUACUUUUUUUUCUUCUUCUGUUUGUUGGUGAAGGAGCUUCCUGAUGCAGGAAUAUAAUAAUAAUAAAAAAAAACGAAUAAAAAAAAAAACGAAUAAAAUCAAAUGAGAGUAAUAUUUCAGAUACUGCUGUAUUUUCAGGAAAAAAGGGUGUUUCUAUGGAAACUGAACUAUUUUUGCCUGCAAGUUUUAUUUGUUAUAUAUUUGUGAAUAAAUAGAAUCUUCUAGCCAAAUAAAUAACACUAAGGCUUGUAUAGCAAUGAUCAGAGGUCUCGAGGUCAAUAAGGGAUAAUCAAUAAGGAGUUCGAUGGGUUAAGGCUGGGGACAGGGACGGGGACGGGGACGCAGACGAGGACCUCAGUCAGUACAUUUCCUUAGGUAUUUACUACUGCUACUUUUACAGUUUCAAAGCUAGUUUUUCAUGUUUAUGAUGGGAGCUGUAUCGUGCAUUCCCAGUUCACACACAGUUCACCAGUGAUUGUUAGAAAUGGUUGGAACUGGAGGUUUCACAUUUCAAUAGAUUGAUUUGAAUUUGAAUAGAAGUUAAGCUGGAGACAAAUCAAAAAAGGGAGAAUUUAAAGUUCUGAGGGUGAGAUGUGAUAUGAUCUAUAUAUGAUUAUAUGAUAAGAAAAAAGGAAAAGGUUAAAUAGUGAUACUUCAGUCCCUGCCAAUGUACGAUAUUGAGGUUUGUGAACUGAAUAAUGAAGGGAAUAGUAAAAAAAAAAAAAAAGGAUGCAAGGGAUUAACAUAUAACAUUAACUUUAGAUAUAUUUUGCCUUUACGUAGUUAAACCAAACCUCAUUCAGAAAACGUGAAUUUUCACCUUUUGAACAUUUUUUUUUUGGUUGUUAUAUAUUUUUUUAAGUUAAAUAUUUCCCCUUAAGGUUUCUAGUUUGUCAAUUUAAAAAGAAAAGGAAGAAAAAAAACACACACAAAAAAAAAAGUUUGUAAAAGUUUUUUCUUCAUCUGAUUCCAUUAAUUUCAAGUCAUGGAACGAAAAAAAAAAAAAAAAAAAAAAAAACGACAUUUGAUUUGUUUGUAGAAUAUAUCUAUAUACUUCACACCUGAAAUACUGGAAACACUAAAAAAAAAAAAAAAAAAACGAGUGAAUAAAUACAAAUAAUUUUAAUAAAAAGUGAAAGGGUUUUUAGGGAAAUCUUAGUCAUACAGCAAUCUCUGCACAGGGUACUUUAUUUCAACUCCCUUUGGAAAUUUUGAUACAGACCAUAUAAAUAAAGCUUAACUUUGUAUUUUUAUGGGGCAUUGAGGACAAAUUUCGACCUGCUGAACCAGAUUUUACACAAAGUACAGAAAAGUACAACAGUCUGGGGGGUUGGGGUGCACUUCAAACGAGGGAUGUGAUUGGUUCUGCUUGGGAUAUAUAUUUAUAUAUAUACAGCUCUGGAAAAAAAUGAGAUCACUUCAGUUUCUGAAUCAGUUUCUCUGAUUUUGCUAUUUAUAGGUUUAUGUUUGAGUAAAAUGAACAUUGUUGUUUUAUUCUAUAAACUACAGACAACAUUUCUCUCAAAAUACAAAUAAAAAUAUUGUUAUUAAGAGGAUUUCUUUGCAGAAAAUGAGAAAGAGAUGCAGAUCUUUCAGACCUCAAAUAAUGCAAAGAAAACAACAAGUUCAUAUUCAUAAUAUAGUUUUAAGAGUUCAGAAAUCAAUAUUUGGUGGAAUAACCCUGGUUGGUUUUUAAUCACAGUUUUUAAUCAUGUUUAGUUCAUGUUCUCCUCCACUAGUCUUACACACUGCUUUUGGAUAACUUUAUGCUGCUUUACUCCUGGUGCAAAAAUUUGAGUAGUUCAGUUUGGUGGUUUGAUGGUUUGUGAUCAUCCAUCUUCCUCUUGAUUAUAUUCCAGAGUAUUUUAAAUUGGUAAAAUCAAAGAAACUCAUCAUUUUUAAGUGGUAUCUUAUUUUUUUCAGAGCUGUGUAUAUAUAAAUAUAAAUAUAUAUUUAAUACUCAGGGUGGCUAAUAGUAUGAAACAUGCUUUAAGGAAACACCUACAGUAAAAUAUUAAAUACUAAUUUUUUAUGUUUAGAUUAGGUUCUGUUCUUGGCAGCAGGGUUCUGGUUCAGACCCUUGUUUUUCUCCUCCUUUUUGGGUCCGUAAUGGAAAAGAGGAGAAAAGACACACAGUCAGUCAGUCAGUGCACCCAAACCUUUUUUUUUUUUUUUUUUGCAUAAUUUAUUUUUUUUUGUUCCUUGUGUUUAUUUAAUAAAAAAAGCAGCUUGAGUUUGCUAGUUAGGAAAGAUGUGGACAGAAGAAAAUCCAUAAGUUUAUUCUGUAGCUUCUUCCUGUAACAGGGAUGAAUGUUUUUCCACCUGUUUUAUGGAUUUAUUAUUUUUUUAUCUUAACAUUUGAAAAUAAAGUACUUCAUGUCUGUUUAUCUUGAGCAAUGUAAA